This is a messenger RNA of Gallus gallus (chicken), 5479 nucleotides long. It is a transcript of the gene CAST, whose product is annotated as calpastatin. Gene Ontology annotation, molecular function: calcium-dependent cysteine-type endopeptidase inhibitor activity. Bases 2085 to 4193 code for a protein of 702 amino acids. NCBI's taxonomy places the organism in Eukaryota, Metazoa, Chordata, Aves, Galliformes, Phasianidae. Gene Ontology annotation, cellular component: cytoplasm. The transcript has 28 exons. The record is from RefSeq and is a predicted model, not a curated record.
GUGCUGGAAGUGCCUGGCUCAUCUUGGGAUCCCUGCUGUGCAGCGCCUGUUCUCCUGCAAAGAAAAAUCUCUGAGCUUUGAUCUGAGAGAUUCUUUGUUACAAAAUUAAGCUGAAUUGUUUUUCUUUGCCCAUUUUUUUUUUCUGUCUCUUUAACCAGGGGACAACAGCUGCCAUCUUCCUUUUUCUGUAAUGUGCAGAGUCCUCGUGCUCAGUUUUUCUUUUCUUUUGUCUUCAGAUCUAUUUCUUUUCUGUUUCUGCUGCAGUGUGAUGGCCAGAACUGUCCUAGCACUUGUCCUAGAAUGGCUUAAGCUGGAAAGAUGGAAAUUUAUCCCUGUAUUUUAUAUUAUCAGUUACAGAAUUUAUCAUGGCUCCCCCCUGUUUGUUGUUGGCAGCAGUGUCUCAGCUUGUGGUCCUGCAAAAUUGUGUUUCUCUUAUAAGUGCUGUCUAACGGUGCUGCCUGCAUAUCUUCCGUUGUUCUCUUGCUUUUGUUUUCUCUUGGUGUUGCAUCUAAACUUCUACUCGACUGCAGCCUCACAGGUGCUUUUGGAGACUGCUUUAAAGCUCUUCCUUUGUGCUGGAGGAAUGCAGGUUUGUAAGUGUAGCAGAGUAACCUCCCUGUUCGCUCUGGAAAAUAUCAUUCGAAGUACUGUGAAAAACUGUGGCGACAUCAGUGUGUCCCACAGAGGUUCUUGCCUAUUCAUCAGGCUUUUUUUCCACAUUUGAUUAUAUUUAGUGUUAUACUGACUUUGUAUGCUUUCUGUUGAUUCUUAUUCAUUUUCUUGUUAUUGUCUAUUUGUUUGUGUAUCAUUCCGUAAAUAUUUUCAGCAUCUCUUUUUCAGUGAGUUGGCCAUCACCUUGCACCUCACAGCUGUUUUUCAGGGCUAAGCAAGGACUGUCAUCUGACCAAUACUUUUCUGUGUAAUUUCCAAAAGUAAUAGUUCAAGCUGAUGGUGGCCUUUGCUGCAUCGUGUGCAGUGUAGUUUCAGUGAUUUGCAGCUUUUAAUAACUUGAGAGCCGGCAUGGAGUUCUUUUGCUGUUAAGAUUUUCCAAAAGGCACUUACCCUCAUGUCCUUAAGUAGUUAAAACUAUUCUCUUUUGACGUUUCUCACCUUUACUUUCUUUGAUUUCCUCUCCUGCUGCUACUUCUAUUUUAUUUCCAUGUUUCUGGAAUACACACAGUGAGACUAGAUAACAAGCCUUUCGAUAGGCUUUUCUUUUCACAUCUUGGACUGGGUUUUUUUGCUUUUGUCACUGCUCUCUUUCGAUGUUAGUGUAAGGUCUGCCUUGUUAAAUUUGGCAGGCCAGUUUUGAAGGGUAUUCUUUCUCUUAUCAAACAGACCCAAUGUCUCAGCACACCGUCCUGGAACACACAGUUCUCUAACUCACAGUCACCAGUGUCUGAGCUCUGUCGGUUUGUUCCCAUGUUCAUCUACCAGCUUGGAGUCACUCUGAGUACCUUUCUAAGGGCUGUGCAGCAGCCUCCUACAGGUAGAGACCCUUCCCAGGAGCCCCGAGGGGCUGCAUGGCACUGCCAGCACCACUGUGUGUCUAGGGGCCAGACCUGUAUGUGCAGCCACAGGAAAGGCAUCAGUGCUGAUGACUCUUACUUUCCGUUUGUUGUAGGCUCUGCCCUUUGCAUCUGAAACAAUGCAAGAAAUACUGUGUUUUCUGCCACCCUGUGCCUGGUUUUCUGUCUCCAGAAACUUCCCUUCUGUUGCCUCCAGAAACUGAACUCUCUUUGUUCUUCCUUUCCCUGUUGGGCAGUUUAAGCUAUUCUCUUUUUCCAGGCACGUUUCUUUGGCCCAGGCUGUGGCAGGGGUUUGCCACCCUUUUUCAUGAAAAGGGUGUGCUUUGCUGUGCUGAAGCCUCUCUGGCAGCUGUGCGUCAGGGAGUUGUUAUCCCCGUUGCUAGGCAGCAUUUGAAUGUUUACCUCUGAGCCUGACAUGCAUUUUUAUGCUGCUUGCAGGACAAAACUUCACCCAUUCUGCAGUCCUAUUGAUGGGCUGCAGCAAGUACAGCGUCUUCAUAGCUUCCCUACUACUGGAAGCAGUCUCCCUCUGCGGAUGCACCAAAACCACCCAUUAUGAAGCCAUCUGAAGCAAAGUCCACACCAACAAUCCAAACAGAACCUGAGAAAACUGCGCUGUCAACAAAGCCAUCAAACUCUCAAAAUAAUCAACCGGCUGAAGAGAAGCCAAAGGAAUCCAGUGGUGCAAAAAGCCCAAUUGCACCUUCUGUGGUAACAGCUUCUAAACCAAAUAAUAUGGGAAAGGAAACUACAAGUCAAGCUGAGCGGCCUUCACAGGCAACCUCUGCAGACACAGCACAGCCUAAGACUGAAAAGACAUCCACAGCAGGCGGUGCAGGUGCAGCAGGUGCAGGUGCUGUCGCGAGUAUGGUUGCUGCAGCUGAUAAACCAAAUAGUGAGCCUGCUAUGGAUGAAUCAGCACUGGACAGCUUAAUAGAUACGCUAGGUGGAUCUGAAGAAGAUGUGGCUACUAGACCAGUUUACACUGGUCCGGAGAUUACGGAAAAUAUUUCUUCAGAAUACUUGGAAGAGCUGGGUAAACGAGAAGGUAGCCUCCCUCCAGAGUACCUUGCAUUAUUGAAGAGCAAAGUGGAUGGCAAAGAUGGAGGCCUACCAAAAGUAGAUGAACAUUCUGAAAAACCGAUGACGGAUGAUGAGCUUGCAGAUGCCCUGUCAUCUGACUUUACCUGUAGCAUUGCUGCUGCUGAAGAAAAGAAGACAACAGAGAAACAAACUAAGGAAGGAGAAAUCAUACAAGCACAAGUGACAAGUUCAGUGAAGACUUCAGUUCCUCCUAAAGAGAAGAAAACAAAAUCAAAAGAGGAAAUCAAAGAAGAUGCAAUGGAAGCUCUCAUGGCUACUAUUGGUGGACCUGAACCUGAACCCGAACCAAAAGAUGUUAGCCCUAUUGUAGAAGUGUCAGAGGCAAAAGCUAAAGAGAAAAAAGAAAAGAAGGCUGGAGAACGUGAUGAUACAAUACCUCCAGAAUACAGGCUAACUCCAGAGCUGGAUAAAGAUGGAAAACCAGUAUUGCCAAAGCCUGAAGAAAAACCUAAGCCUUUGAGUGAAUCUGACCUUGUUGAUGAAUUUUCAAAAGACUUUGCCAGCCCUGCACAGCCUGCAGUACAAUCCAAACCAUCAAAGCCCAGCAACACAUCCAAAAAGCCUUCAGCUCCUGCAUCUACAAAAACUGCAAAGGAUGAAGUAGUCCCUCGUGCCACAGCUUGCUCUGUGCAGUCUUCAGCUCCAACAUCUGUGUCUUCUGUUGGUCACGUAGCUGAUGAAGCAGUAGAAGCCUUGUCCAGUAGUCUGGGAGAAAGGGAGCCUGAUCCAGAAGAAAAGAAACCUGCUGUGGACAAAGUUAAGGAGAAAGCCAAACGGAAACAACACAAAAAACUGGGUGAAGAUGAAGAAACAAUUCCUCCAGAGUACAGAUUAACAGAUGCAAAAGAUAAAGAUGGAAGACCACUGUUAAUAAAACCUGAAGAGGAGUCCCAGCCUAUGAGUGAAAACGAUCUGUUAGAAGGUUUGACAAAGGGAUUUUCUCCAGCCCAAUCUGCACCAUUACCUACACAAACUGUAAAAAAGAAAACCAAAGGGGGUAAAAAAACUGCAGAUUCUUCAGAUGUUAUCUCUGCUUCUACAAUUUCCUCAGUGCACUCAGCAGCUCCCCUAGCUUCUACGUCGGGAGGAAAAGAGAUGGAUGAUGCCUUGGAUCUCUUGUCUGAUUCCCUGGGACAGAGAGAACCUGACCCUGAUGAGAACAAACCAGUUGUGGAUAAAGUAAAGGAAAAAGCUAAGUCUGAACACAGAGACAAACUUGGAGAAAGAGAUGAUACUAUUCCACCUGACUAUCGAAAACUCCUGGAGUCAUCUGAUGAGGGUAAACCUGUCAAGCCAACACCAAAGGAUGCUUCGAAAAACAAAGAACAAAAGAAGCCUACAGAUGAGUCUGCUGCUAUUGAUGCCCUGUCAGGCGACUUUGAUACUAGUCCAAAGGCUCCUGCCACACCACAGCACUCAAAGUGUAGGAGAAAAGUGGAAAGGAAACCGUCACCACUAAAGCAACCCCAAAGGAUGAAAGAAAACCCAAGGAUCAUAAAAAGGCAAGGGGACAGUCCUCCAGCAGCAAAUCUGAGAAGCAGAAAACAAGCUAAACGUUAACCUUUCCAGGAUGUUGGCACGUGAUGUGAAAAGUGAAAAUUCUUUUUAUUGGGGAUAAUUAUUGCUGCAAAAGCUGGUGCAAAAAGCAUGUAGUUAUUCUAGGUGUUUUUUGUACUGUGGUAUUUCCUGGACUUUUUUCAUAUUUUCUUUUUUUCCCAGUAGAUUAGUGUUUUUUUUUUUUUUUCCUGACCUUUCAUUUUAUUGUACUGAUAUGCUUUAAUUUUUUUUUGUAAUUUUCUUGAGUUCUCAGAGGAAAAGGAUGCUUUAUAUUUGUAAGAAGUAUAUUUCAGAAAUUAAUAGCAAUGCCAAAAAGAAAAUGCAAACUUUUGCACAUAAUCUCCACAUAGUGCCUGUAAAUCUCAGAAGAAUUUGCUUGUGCUAGCAGUUUUAACAUUGCAGUGAGUGUAAUAAGUAUUCUGGAAUAUAAUGAGCUUUCAGUUAUCACCAGCGCGUCUCAGCCUGGCUGUACACAGUCUUUCCUGAUUUUUUCUUGGUAAGAAACCACAGAUGAGCUGUGGAUGCGUAAGGAAUGAGAAACUGGUGAUCAACUGCUUCACCAGGAAUAAUAAAACAGAUAUUUGCCUUAACUGCAGCUAAAACCGUAGCAAAACCACUCCAGAUAAUAUGGACUUUUUUUUUUUUUUUUUUUAAUGGCAAUUGCAUCUGUGCUCUUUCAUAAUUUCAGGAGUCUCCUGGACUGAAAAAAUAAUAGUCACUGUGUACCACCAACACCAUUAUAAUCACACAAGAGAUAAAAAAAGAAGGUGCAUAAGCCUUAGCAGAGAUCAAAUUGAAAUUAAGGUUGACAGAUUGGCUUUUGUUUGUUUGUUUGUUUGUUCUUUUUUUGCUGUUUCUGCUCCUUGCUUCUGUUCCUCACACUCCAGGAGAGAAUGCAGUAGAACAGAAUUUAGUGCAGCAAGGAACAAUGUCAUUUUCACCAAGUCUUCAAGAUAAUAGGCAAGAGCAGGCACCCUCUAGUAGGUCUGCUGCGGGUAGAGCUUUUGGGACCUAGGCAUACCAAGUUCUUCCAUUUGUUUACCUCUGUCUUCAUUACUUGCAAAACAUCUUUUUGCACAUCCUUACACAUGUACUGCUUUGCUGUUAGCUUACAGAAGAAGGUCAUACUAGGGUCAAUGUUUGCAAUGAUUCCAUUACCUGAUUCUAGUAUGAAGUGUGGCAGACAGAGGGGCCUUAAGGUGAAAGCUGGAGGAUAAUCAGAAUUUUGACUGUACUUUGCAGUCUGUACUGAGAUCCUGUGUCACACUAAUAAAGUUUUUAAGAAUGCA